Molecule: messenger RNA, 966 nt
Organism: Angiostrongylus costaricensis
Lineage: Eukaryota; Metazoa; Nematoda; Chromadorea; Rhabditida; Metastrongylidae
Source: the annotation of a GenBank genome assembly
AUGAUCAACCAAGACCCAUCCGGAACGUUCUACCUAGAACAUCAUCACGAGAAGAGCAUUGCCGACUUGAUCGCAUGGCAUCUCGCUACGAAAACACCUUUAUCAGCAGCAUCUAACGCAAGAUUAAGACGUCCUGUCGAACGGACACAGUGGCUUCUCAAUCAUGAUUCAAUAGUACUCGUAAAAAAACUCGGUGAAGGAGCUUUUGGUGAAGUAUAUCUUGCUGAAUAUGGUAGCGGAAAGACGAAACAAGAGGUCGCAGUGAAAACGAUGAGGAACGAAGCUACACGAGAUGCUCGUUUAAAAUUUAUGAAGGAAGCACGACUUAUGAGAAAAUAUAAUCAUAAACAUGUGGUGAAAAUACUUGGUGUCGCUGUGCAUGAACAUCCUCUUAUGCUCGUUAUGGAAGUGUGUCCAAAUGGCUCAUUAGUUUCACAUUUACGGAAAAACCGAGGUAGCGUCACAUUGUCAGACAAGCUUCGAUUUGCUUUGGAAGCGUCCGAUGGUUUGGCGUAUUUGGAGAAAAAACUCUGCAUACACAGGGAUAUAGCAGCCAGAAAUUGUCUGCUAGGACCAAAAUAUGAAAUUAAAAUCGCUGAUUUUGGCAUGUCAGAUGAUAAAGUUAUAGUUCAUGAUGAUACACUUGAAAAGGUUCCAGUAAAAUGGUUAGCUCCGGAAACACUUCAAGAUAAAAUUUAUUCGCUCAAAACAGAUGUUUGGUCGUAUGGUGUGUUGGUGUGGGAGAUUUAUGCCGAUGGUCAGGAACCGUAUCCCGGUCUAACAAGACUACAAACUCGAGCGAAAAUUGUUGUUCAGAAUUACAGAAUGGAAAUGCCCAAGGAAACACCCAAGAGUGUUGCUGAAGUGGUAUACUCAUGUUGGGAGAAAGAUCCGGCUCGACGGCCAGAGAUGUCACAAAUUCAUCGGACAUUGAAGGUCAUCUCCGAACGAACGCGAGUCGGCUAA